AUGGCUUUAUUGAUUCGGCGCGUCACUUGUCUUGGCUGUGCGACUUCAAAUAAAUUCGGGAGGACCCUAUAUACUAUCAGGCCUGCUUCGACAUGCAAGAAUGUCGAGACCGACCUCCUCAUCAUCGGCUCCGGCGGCGCCGCCAUGACCGCUGCUCUCCGCGCGAAGCACCAUGGACUCUCCCCGCUCAUCGUCGAGAAAGCCUCCCGAAUCGGCGGUACCACCGGGUACUCCGGCGGCGGACUCUGGAUCCCGAACUCAGGUCUCCAUCCAGGUGUGCAGGAUAGCAUCGAAGAAGCGCUGAAAUACAUGGAGGCGUUAAUCGGCGAUGCCGGGCCGGCGUCCACGCGAGAACGGAAGUUGGCGUUUCUGGAGAACGGCCCGAAGAUGAUCGGGUUCUUGGCCGGAGAAGGUUUUCGUUGGGUCCCGACGACGGGGUAUCCGGACUAUUAUCCAAAUUUGCCUGGCGGGAUGGCGGGUGGGAGAAGUAUCGAAGGGGAUCGGUUCGAUUUGAAUAAGCUGGGAUCCUGGAAGGGGAAGCUGAGUUCCAACCCGAGGAUGGCGACCAUGCCUUUGCACACGUUUGAGGCUAAAACGUUGUUUCGCGCGUUAAGCUCUCUGGAGGGGAUGCUGAUGGCACUGAAAAUCUUCGGUUGGCGGCGACUAAGCUCCAAGCUGCUUGGUCGUGCUAUUGUAACUAUGGGAGGCACCCUAGCCGGACAGCUUUUGCAUAUAAACCUGGAGAAAAACACACCGAUCUGGACUGACUCCCCCAUGAAAAGGCUGACCGUUGAAAAUGGCAAGGUAACCGGCGCCACGGUCGAGCACGACGGAGCCCUAGUCCACGUCAAAGCAAAGAAAGGGGUCAUCCUCGCCGCGGGAGGCUUCGCCCGCAACGCAAAGAUGCGACAGAAAUACCAAGAAGCCCCCAUCACCGCUGACUGGACCGUAGUGCCUCCCAACAACGACAUGGGCGACGCCAUCACCGCCGCGAUCGAUAUCGGAGCCGCGACAGCACUCAUGGACGACUCCUGGUGGGGCCCCGUGAUUGUCAACCCGAUGACCGGCCAGUCCAACUGGACACAAUACGAGCGCGCACUCCCCUACUCCAUCAUCGUCGAUAAAGGGGGGAGGCGCUUCACCAACGAAGCGCAAUCAUACACCACCUUCUGCCAUGACAUGUACGAGCGCAACCGUACCACCCCAGCUAUCCCUGCCUACAUGAUCGUGGACGCGCGCUUCCGGAAACGUUAUAUCCUCGCCGGAAUAUCUCCGGGGAAGCUCUCCGAGGAAACCCUAGAGUCCGGGUUCGUUACGCAAGCGGACACCUUGGAAUCCCUCGCGAAGAAACUCGACAUCGACGCCGCCGGCCUCCUCGAUACCGUCAAGCACUUCAACACCAUGGCGGUCGCCGGCGUCGACGAAGACUACGAGCGCGGUGGUAGCGCAUACAAUCGGUUUUUCGGCGAUCCGGCUGUGAAGCCGAACCCGAACCUUGGGACCAUCGAGAAGGGACCGUUCAGCGCGGUGAAGAUCCACCCGGGCGAUCUGGGGACGAAGGGAGGGGUGUUGACGGACGAGUGGGCGCGGGCGUUGAGGGAUGAUGGGGGUGUGAUUGAGGGUCUGUACGCGGUGGGGAAUAGCUCGGCGUCGGUGAUGGGAAGGGAGUAUGCGGGGGCGGGAAGCACGUUGGGGCCGGCGAUGACGUUUGCAUAUGUUGCGGUGGAAGAUAUGGUGAGGAAGAAGUGAUACGUAGGUUUAUUGGAUAUAUGGAGGGAAUUGGUCAUCUAGGAUCUAGAUCAUGGAAUACGCAUUCUCUGUUCAUAGCGGUGGGUGAUAAGAUAU
Molecule: messenger RNA, 1845 nt
Organism: Eremomyces bilateralis CBS 781.70
Lineage: Eukaryota; Fungi; Ascomycota; Dothideomycetes; Eremomycetales; Eremomycetaceae
Product: 3-ketosteroid dehydrogenase
Exons: 2
Coding region: 1-1749 (582 amino acids)
Source: RefSeq, a predicted model, not a curated record